Pangasianodon hypophthalmus (striped catfish) is the source of this 1334-nucleotide messenger RNA. RefSeq names its product basic helix-loop-helix family, member a15 (gene bhlha15). The record is from RefSeq and is a predicted model, not a curated record. The transcript has 2 exons. Gene Ontology annotation, molecular function: protein dimerization activity. Lineage: Eukaryota; Metazoa; Chordata; Actinopteri; Siluriformes; Pangasiidae. The coding region runs from base 447 to 965 and encodes 172 amino acids.
CAAGUGCUGCAAAGCAUUCAAAUUUAUAACCGUUUCCUCGCGCGCUCACGACACUUGCGCACGGGACACCUCCCAAACCCCCCCUUAGUCAAAAUAGUGUUCCAGCUAUGAUAACUGUGAUAACCUGUGCUGGAGUACUCUUUUAUUACACUAUUUAGCUCGUUAGUGUGCGGUUUUGGAUGGUUCCGCGGAUCUCUGCUCUCAUUGGUGGAAGCAGUGCUACGUGGACAUAAGACAGAAACAGGUAGCCGCGCAUGUGACCGUUAUCGCUUCAUUUUUUUAGGUAAACGGUCGCUGUGGGUUAAAGCUCUGCUCUGAGAGAAGCAUUAAUGAGGGGUUUAUGAAUGCUCUUCAUUAAGUUCGUGUCGUUGACUGUCAGUGACUUUUGCAGCAGUUGAGUACAAUUCAUCUUCAGGGGCCUGCACGGUGGUGUGGGUGAUUUAAGCAUGAAGUCUAAAGGAAAGGGUUCAAAGAGGAGUCAGCACUCAUGGGCUGAGCAGGAGCAUGCUGACCUGCAGCUGGAUGUAGAGCCUGGCUCCAGUGAACAGGAGGGAUCUGAGGCCUCUCUCCCGCUUGGGGCGUCAUGGCGGGCAUCAGGCAUCGAGGGCCGAGCCAGAACAAGGUUGGGCACACGCCGCCGCCGAUGCCAACACAGCAGUGCCAAGGAGCGUAACGUGCGCAGGCUGGAGAGCAAUGAGAGAGAGCGGCAGAGGAUGCACAAACUGAACAACGCUUUUCAGGCCCUGCGGGAGGCCAUUCCGCAUGUCCGAAUGGACAAAAAGCUCUCCAAGAUUGAGACUCUCACACUGGCCAAGAACUACAUCAAAGCCUUGACUACCAUCAUCCUGGGCAUGUCCGGUGCCUGCCUGCCCCACGUGGACACUCAGCAGCACCUGGAGGAUGGGGCCCACAAUGAUCUGUCCAAGUACCUGGACCACAUCCGCAGCUUCAGCCACAGCAGCUAACACCAGCUCUGGCCACUGUAGCAUCCAGACCACUGCAAAGUGUUAGUGAGACUGUACUGUUCACUGUGAAAGAGACACAGUGAUGCUGAUGAGGAACUCUGAGACUGAAGAGUUGGGCUCUGAGAUAGGCGUUGAGGAAGCAAAAGUCCAAUAUUGGUUUGAAAGAUUAUUCUGUGUUAAAUAGUCUUCAAUGCUGAACUGUAUCCAUUCCCAUUGUGCCAUAAUGAGGCAGGCAGAGAUUCCUUAGUUAUAGCAUCAUACAAGGACAAAUUGGAAAAAAAAGAACUGCCCAUUAGAGAGUAUAUAAUGACACAUAUACAGAACUAUAGCCCUUACCUACACUGAUAGGGAAUUACAGUAAUGGAGAAG